This is a messenger RNA of Uloborus diversus, 1620 nucleotides long. Its product is annotated as P2X purinoceptor 4-like. Gene Ontology annotation, biological process: response to ATP; monoatomic cation transmembrane transport. Gene Ontology annotation, cellular component: nuclear inner membrane; plasma membrane. The transcript is spliced from 11 exons. Bases 151 to 1413 code for a protein of 420 amino acids. Gene Ontology annotation, molecular function: purinergic nucleotide receptor activity; extracellularly ATP-gated monoatomic cation channel activity. The record is from RefSeq and is a predicted model, not a curated record. NCBI's taxonomy places the organism in Eukaryota, Metazoa, Arthropoda, Arachnida, Araneae, Uloboridae.
CUUAUCGGCACCUGUGUGAUAAUUAGUUAUCACAUUGCUUUAACAUAUUUAAAUGGUUGUCAUUUCUAACUCCCCCUCUUUAAUCAAAAAACACAAUUUGUGUGCAGUUGAAAUUUUCAGCAGGAAUCCUAUUUUUUAUUCCUGAAAAUAAUGGUAACUUGUCGCAGUUUUCUGGAAGCUGUAUUUUCUUAUGAAACUCCAAAAAUAGUAAAUAUAAAAAAUCUUUUGAUUGGAGUUAUCAGUCGCAUUUUUCAGCUAGCUAUUAUUGGCUACAUUAUUGGUUAUGUUUUGGUAUACAAGAAAGGGUAUCAGGACUUCAGUGAGGUUGAAAGCUCCGUUACCACAAAGGUAAAGGGUGUGGUCUUCACAAAUUUCUCAGACGAAUCAUUCAAUCCAGAGGUACAGCAUCCAGAAUGGUAUCGUAGAAUUUGGGAUGUGGCGGACUUUGUGGUACCACCCUCGGAGAAUGGAGCCACCUUCAUUGCUACCAAUAUUAUAAUAACUCCUAAUCAAACUCAGGGAACAUGUGGAGAGGAUCCCGAUGUGCCAGGUGCCCUCUGCGAUCCAAAGAAUAAUGCUUGUAUUAAGGGUCAAGCACUUCCCACUGGAAAUGGAGUUAUGACUGGCCGUUGUAAGGACUUCAACAAUAGGACUGGCAAUUACACUUGUGAAAUACGCGCUUGGUGCCCCUUAGAAGAUGAUAUUCUUCCAUUGAGGAACAAAUCUGCCUUAUUGGAAGCAAGUCAAGAUUUCACUAUUUUAAUCAAAAAUUUUGUGAACUUCCCAAAGUUUGCAGACUCAAACAGGCGCAAUAUCAAGGACACGUCAAACAGUUCCUAUUUACAGUCUUGCCACUACGAUCCGGAUUACAAUCAAGAGUGUCCUGUCUUCCGGUUGGGUGACAUUGUUCGAUGGAGCGGGCAGGAAGAUUACAACUCUAUUGCUUCACAGGGUGGUGUCAUUGCUGUGAUCAUAAAAUGGGAUUGUAAUCUCGAUUUUAACAAGAAAUACUGCUUUCCCAAAUAUGAGUUCAGUCGAUUGGAUGACCCGAAUGUGAAAAUAUCUCCUGGUUGGAAUUUCAGGUACGCAAAUUAUUAUUCUGACAAUACUCGAACACUGUAUAAGAUGUAUGGCAUUCGGCUGUCUAUCAGUGUUGUAGGCCAAGCAGGAAAGUUUCGCAUUGUGCCCCUGCUGACCAAUGUGGGAGCUGGUCUUGGUUUAUUAGCUGUGGUGGUAGUUAUUUGUGACAUCAUUGUGCUCUACCUGGCCAAGCGUCGGCUGUACUUCAAGUCCAAGAAAUAUGAAGAAGUGGACCCUGAUGAGGAAUGCGUUCCCAUUGUGCCUGAAAUCUGUGUUUCAACGGUUUCAAAAAAGCGAGACACAGGAGAUGGGUACGAAAGCUUGAGAAACUGAAUCACAAGUUUUGACUGCAAUCAAUUGUAAAUACUGACAAUUUUAAUCUGUGAUACAUAUUGCUUCUGUUAUUUUUAUGAAAAAUAAAAUAUACAAUUUAAUUUAGCCUCUUCUGAAGAAUAAAAACCAAUUCAUGUAUUGGCUUGUGUGCAAUAACAAAUCCAAUACUCGUUAGGCACAUAUUGCAUGCCAUGUAUUUCAGUUGCA